AUGCCAGUCCAAGGACGGAUGGUUGAAUUUAUACCAGACCGGCUUUAUUAUGCGACCAUCACCGGAUCCAGUUCCGAUACAGCCGAUACGCAUUAUUUUACCACAGACUCCACGCUAGUAUACUAUCCUUUUGAGCAGGACUUUGGCCCCUUGAACCUGGGACAGACCUAUGUGUUUUUUGCGCAGCUAUCCAACAAGUUAAAGGAUCCUAACUUGAAAGCGAAGAAGAUCGUCUAUUAUUCUAGCUCAAACUUUAGCCAUCGGGCCAACUCAGUGACCCUGAUAGGGUUAUUCAUGGUUUGCGUUCUGCAGAAGUCAGCAAAAGACAUUGCAGAUUUAAUAUCCAAGAAUGUCCAACCGGCUCUGGUUCCGUUUCGCGACGCGUGCAUGGGUCCGUGCUCGUACGGGAUGACCGUGGCUGAUUGCCUGUUUGCGAUGGAGAAGGCGAUGAGCAAGGGUCUCUUCAACCUCAACACCUUUAAGUAUGAUGACUACUACUUUUAUUCUCAAGUGGAAAAUGGUGAUCUUACGUGGAUGCUUCUCGAUAAAUUUGUCGCGUUUGCUGGACCGGUGUCCCAGUCUCAUCCGUUCUUUCGCUAUCACCCCUUCACUCCGGCGUCAUACAUACCGCUAUUCCAGUCUAGAAACAUCACGGCAGUAAUACGACUCAAUGAGGCCUGCUACAAUAGGACAGAUUUCAUCAAAGCAGGGAUCCACCACUAUGAUUUGCCAUUUCCCGACGGGUCUUGUCCGCCCGACAAGAUUAUAAAGCAGUUUAUUGAGAUUACAGACAAAGAAACGGGAGGAGUUGCUGUCCACUGCAAGGCUGGGUUAGGGAGAACGGGGUCCCUCAUUGCGCUUUAUAUGAUGCAGAGAUACGACUUCACUGGCCGCGAGAUCAUCGCAUGGCUCCGCAUUCUUCGCCCUGGGUCUAUAUUGGGUCAGCAACAGCAGUUCCUUAUAUCUAUGGAGAGCAAGAUCAAGGCGUACUAUCGGCAGAAGGCCGCUGCGGCUCAGGAGGGGAGCGCGGCUGACCAGCACGACCAGGCUGUCACUAUUCCCAUAUCUGCGAGUCCGUCUCGGGGUACUGCAGCGCACCCAGGUUUGGGAUCCAGCAACAUGACUGGAGCCUUGGCUAACACUACAAGCCCAGAUAGGCAUGCAGCAACGUCUCGCUCUGGCGCUUCUGGAUCCAACCCCAUGCAUUCCCCAUCUCGUAGCUCUCCAACAAGGGGAGUGGUGAACUCAUCGCCGUCUAGACAGCCAGAUAUUGCGAGGACAUCCGGAACAGAUAGAGUUCGACAGAAGUUAGCUGACUAUCUAAAGAAUUCCCCUACACGCACAGCGAACACAAGGUCGUCAAACUACGAUGGGGCAACAUCCAAGUCCUCCUACCAAGGCGCGUUAACAACGGGAAGAGUAGGCUCAUCAGUCCGCGCUAUGACCCCAGGGACGGGAGCCCCUGGGAGCCCCAUGAAUCUAGGCGGUGGAAUGUACCCGAGUAGCGUAAAUAGGCCGGGCAUAGCCUCUGGGCGUGGAGGAAGGCAAGGGGCAUCUGGUACAUAUGGAAGCGUAACCAGGGUUCCACGCACAGGCAACAUGCCGCGAACUCCUGGGGUUGGUGAGCGUAAAGAGGAGAUGGUUUCAUAUGGCUUUGGAGCCAACGGAAGGGUGCAUCCAGACGUAGUGCAGACCCCUAAAAGCCAGCUCGGUAGACAUACGCCCUCACGCAGUACAACGUCGUCUGUCAACGUUAAGGGUGGACGAACAAAUGAGCUACCAACUCUCAAGCCUGGGCGACAGGCUGUUCGUCCGGUAACGGAAAUGUAUUAA
Molecule: messenger RNA, 1833 nt
Organism: Giardia duodenalis
Lineage: Eukaryota; Fornicata; Diplomonadida; Hexamitidae
Product: Dual specificity protein phosphatase CDC14A
Exons: 1
Coding region: 1-1833 (610 amino acids)
Biological process (GO): regulation of exit from mitosis; microtubule cytoskeleton organization; protein dephosphorylation
Molecular function (GO): protein tyrosine/serine/threonine phosphatase activity
Source: RefSeq, a predicted model, not a curated record